CAUUGUUGUGCUCGAGUCGGUUCUGAUAAUUAAUUUCAAAAAGCAAGCCAUGAAUACCGCAGACCUGUUCUUACGCAGCUACAUUGUAGCAGCUCUCCUCCAGUGUUUCGCAUGUGUACUAGUCGACAUCCGGCCGUUCCAGAGGGCUAUUCUACAGGCGCACAAUUUCUACAGAAGCCAAGAACCCGCCGCUAACAUGCGUGCUUUGAUUUGGGACAACAACCUCGCUUUCCGAGCAGCGCAGUGGACCGAAACGUGUUUCUUCGAACAUCAGCGGCGAGGCUUCGGAGAAAACCUAUCCUACUUCACAAGCACCGGGCCGUCACUUCCGCCACGUACGGUUGUGCAGCGCUCCAUCGGCCUCUGGGCGGCCGAGAGACCUCUUUGGGGUCGGGGUCCACAAUGCGGGGCCGCUUGCCAUUAUACCCAGCUGAUCUGGGCAACCACGACCCGGGUAGGGUGCGCGCUGAGUUAUUGCCCCUUGCUGCUGGUAGGCAUGAGCCAGAUGCAAAGGAACGCGAUGUACUUUGCCUGCUUUUACUCGCCACCCGGUAACAUCAUCGGCCAACUACCCUUCAUCCCGGGUCCGAGAUGUUCCCUCUGUGAGCGUGGCAUGGCCUGCGUCCGAGGACUGUGCUCUCCAAUGCCGUUUGCAUUCCGACGAAGGCGCUCGGCUAAACUGUCAGCAAAGUCGGAGUUCCUCGGAAUAGUUCGUGAAAGAUCGGACGGGGUUUAAAACGUGAACUGGCUUAAUGCGGACAGUGUAGCAAAUUGUCUUUUUCGAGUACGAGCAUCAAAAUAUGAAAAUUUCCGAUUAAUCGUUGCUUGUUCUUGGUUGGUAACAUUUGUCAAGUGUUUUCAAUUUUUAAGAGUAAAAACUCGAUUUAUUGUGCGAUUUUGUGUGUGCUUUAAACUAGACUGUAUUAUUCAACCUGCACAAAUAUAUUUGUCGAAGAGUU
Molecule: messenger RNA, 959 nt
Organism: Dreissena polymorpha
Lineage: Eukaryota; Metazoa; Mollusca; Bivalvia; Myida; Dreissenidae
Product: peptidase inhibitor 15-A-like
Exons: 6
Coding region: 50-736 (228 amino acids)
Source: RefSeq, a predicted model, not a curated record